Molecule: messenger RNA, 3874 nt
Organism: Porites evermanni
Lineage: Eukaryota; Metazoa; Cnidaria; Anthozoa; Scleractinia; Poritidae
Source: the annotation of a GenBank genome assembly
GGAAGUGGUGCAUGUCUUUUUUGUUUACAGACCGAUCUUUGCGGGACAAUUUAUGUGGAAGUCAUGAAGACACCUGUUCUUUGCCUCUUUGUUCACUUUUGGCUCCCUUUCCUGGGCAAAGCAGCACCAAAACGCGAGUGGAUUGAGCUCUCAUACCAAUUCAACAGUGAGACCAUUUACUGGCCUACUUCCUUGGCUUUCAAGCACAUCAGACUAAGCGAAAAUUUUAUCGCCGCUGGUUUCUAUUAUUCAGCGUAUGACAUCAGUGCUGCUGAACAUGGGGGAACCCAUAUUGAUUCUCCGAGACACUUUGCUGCAAAUAGGUGGACCACUGACCAGAUACCUUUAGAUCAGCUCAUUGGACCUGCCAUAAAGAUAGAUAUGUCCUCCAAAGCAGCCCAGGUAAUGGUUCUUCUUUAAUUUGGGAAACUCAUGCUGUAACCCAGUACUAGUUAUGAUCCUAGCCUGUGCAACUUAGUCUAACUUCCUUUUUUUCUCUUUUUUUUGGGCGACUAAUUUUGCGUUAGUUUUCUUCGCAAUCAUGUAGUAAGCCGAUAAAAGAAGCGAUAACAUCCGAAAAAUAGUCGCAUAGUGGACUUCGCCGCAAAACUGAUCCCGUCUCCAUGCGCGAUUAUGCGCAACCUCAAAUGUAGCUAAAGCAAAUUGUCAAGAGUCAAUAGUCGCAGAAACAUGGCGCACCUGCCAGAAACCUGUCUAUCAAAGUGCCCUAUUAUUCACAGACCCGCCGUAAAAUCAGUCGAUGAUUUUUUCCUCAGAACCGUGAUUACCAGGUGAUGCCGAGUGACUUAGAAGCCUGGGAAGAGAAGAACGGAAAGAUUCCUGAUGACAUCAUAUUGCUUCUGUUUUUUGACUGGGAAAAGCGUUGGCCAGAUAAACUAACUUACCUCGGUACUGACACGAAUGACUUGUCCUUGCUGCAUUUCCCGGGUAAGUUAAUCUAUACCAUCACUUCAUUUUUUUGUCUUUGUUCUCUGAGGGUGUUACCGGUAUCCACUCCAAACUUCGGCUUGGGUUGAUAACACACUCCUCCCUUCCUCGCUGUACAUGCAUUAUUCUUCAUCCUGCACAACUCGCCCAUUUUUUGUUUUAUCUUUUAAUUCAAUGUUAAUGAGACAAUCGCGUGGAAGAUGCGCGUUGGGGAGAUGAAAAGGGGGUUUCUUUCAUUUCUCACUCUUUCCUUCCCAUCGUCCUAUUCGCUAAGAUGCCGUAAUAGUCCUCCCCGAGCCUUCCGUGACCGCUUACAAAUAACAUGAAAGACGACUGGGGACGAGUCAACUUCAUCAGUACACAUCAUCAUCAUCUCUUCCCUUCCCCCUCCCGCUCUUUCUUUUUAGGCUCUCGUUGAAUUUUUCGCGCUGUAAAAGCAAAAAUCUCGUUUCUCAUACUCAGCCUCAUCAGGAGCCCAUCAAAUGGAGCCUCCAUCUCCAUUAAUUUCUUGAGUCAACCCUUUCCCGAGUAGAUUUAUAAAUAGAACGGCUUUUUUCCCGCGAAAAGUGUCAUAUUUCCGUAAGUCUCGUAUGUCACGGUAAAAAUAAAAUUAGAUGAAGUCGAACUCAGAAGCCCGUCCUUCUACUGUUUUCCAUUUUUACUUUACGUCCAUUUUUACACUUUUUCAGCCGCUGGGAUCUGGGUAUCAUGAAAUAAAAGUUAAUGAAUUACCCGACUGAGACUGAGCAUGAAGCGAUGGGGCAAAGGCAGCGAACCAGGGGCACCCAACGGCAAUUUUAGGAAAAUAACAUUUCGGAAGACGAUUUGAGAUCUAGAAUUUUCGGAACAUUUGUUGUAAAAUUUCUUGCUUGCCUGCCUCUCCUAGGAUUUUCGAACAUCUCCAAAGUGGUAUAAUUACCCACUUUUAACGGAUUUUUACCCUAAAAAAGACCACCUAGAAUUUCGGGAGCCUUUUCCUGGCUGAAAUUUUCGAAAAGGUAAGUUUUGAUCCCUAUAAUUUUCGGAUCACUAGACUUUCAGCUAGGAAAUCCGAACAGAUGAAAAACUCAUUUAGGGGAUAAAAAUAUGCCUAUUUCUACCUUUUAAAUACUAAAAUACUUUCGACAAUGUUAUGUUAAGUGGUUUUGAACUAUAUCCUCGUUGGGUGCCCCUGGCGAACUGAGGAUCGCGGAAAGGUUAUCUUAACGAGUAUUUCUUUUUUUUUUUUUCUGCCGCCAUACAUCCCUCAUUUAAGCAUGCACCUAGAAAAGAGUCGACGAUUAAGCGUUGUGUGGACGAUUUGGAACUUUUCGAUGAUCAGCGCCGAAAAAGUGCCAGGAUUAUUUUAAUUUUUGUCAUCACCGUGGAGUGGAUUUCGCCAGUUAAGCACCGCGUGCAAAAGCGAUGACCUAAGUAGCAACAAACGAGGAAUGCUUCAGUUCCGAAAUUUGAGAAAUUGCAGUCUUCCUUUACAACUAACUUGUAUAACCAUGAUAAAACUGGCACUUGAAAAGUUGAACAGAAGACAACAGUUGCUCGACCGUUAAGCUAACUCAAAAGUAAUUUGCUGUCGGAGGAAUUUGUGACAUAGCGCUCCAGUCCAAAGACCCACUUAUCUCAAGAAAAACAAAAUGGAUUGUAUCUGCGCCAAAAGAAUUAUGACUGACCAACAGGACAAUUCUCAGCAGUUAAUGUAGAAGUUUAGGCUCAAUUCCUUCCUUCGAAUUCGCAUCUGUAGAUCCCUUUUUUGCGAGAAAACAAUGCCUGGGCGCGGCGUUACAAAACAUAGCAGGGAAUCAUCACACUAGCUGACGGACAAAACAACCACAAGGACUACAAGUAUUUAUUCAGAUAAACGCCUUUCGGAAAAAAACCUUGAAAAAGUAGAAAUUUGAUUAAUAUUGAGUCAUUUAGCCGAAAUAAGAACCUCAACGCUCAAAAAAAUUGGCUAAAGAAAACGAAUCCUGUCAGAACUACAGACUGCAGGUAGCUUCAUGGCCUCUUAAUGUGAGACAAGCAACCAAAAUAAAGUUUACAUAGUCAGAGUUUAAAACUCUCCACAGUAUAAUCUACCCGCUGGAAAGAAAAAGUCACGUUUCACUAGCUAAUGAUUGUGUUUGGCCUGUCAACACCGAAUUUCCUGCUGUUUGAUGAAGUACAAUAGCGGUGUCAUUUCGUCGUUGUGAUUGGCUCUUCCCAACGUCGGCGCGCGAAGUCUCCCCUGGGGACCGUUCUAAUUAUAAAUCUACUCUGGAAAGGGUUGACUCCAAAGGCUUGUAUGGGAGAUGGAGGCUCCAUUUGAUGGGCUCCUGGCCUCAUACAAAUCAUCGUCAGUAAAGUUACAUAGGUACAAAAGCCAAUUUAGAUUUCUUCUGUUCCAUGAUGAUUUCUUUGCUUUUUUAGACUACUUGUGUACACAAUGUGAAUACCAUUCCUAUUCAAGACUUUCAACGUUGUGCACUGUCAGGGCUCCUGGUACAAUCAACUGCUGUCGACUAAGUAAUAAACAAACUCAUGAAACAAAGAAAUCCGUUGGGCCCUUAUAUCCACUGAACUUCUGCACACAAGCUUUGUCCAAAUUAAUUGUAUAUCAUCUAUACCUGAAGUCUUUUUUGUAUGUUUGCGUGUAGGGAUACACCCUAAUGCCUCCCGUUGGUUGGUAAAGAAUCGCAAGAUCAAGUUGAUUGGUGUAGAUACAGCAUCUAUCGACUACGGACAAUCGACGCUUUACGAAUCACGUCAAAUUCUUUACGAGAGGAAUAUUCCUGGCCUAGAAAAUGUCGCCCACAUGGACAAGUUACCCAUAAAAGGCUUUACGUUGUACGCAGCUCCAAUGUUUAUCACUGGUGGUAGCGGAGGGCCUUGCAGAAUCUUUGCUCGUCUGGAUAAAACUGUGAAUCCUGCUAUCAGGGAUGACGAACUUUGA